Messenger RNA from Papaver somniferum (opium poppy), 1326 nucleotides. Its product is annotated as 50S ribosomal protein L22, chloroplastic-like. Gene Ontology annotation, biological process: translation; ribosome assembly. The record is from RefSeq and is a predicted model, not a curated record. Gene Ontology annotation, cellular component: ribosome; mitochondrial large ribosomal subunit. The transcript has 7 exons. Gene Ontology annotation, molecular function: structural constituent of ribosome. Lineage: Eukaryota; Viridiplantae; Streptophyta; Magnoliopsida; Ranunculales; Papaveraceae. The coding region runs from base 198 to 1025 and encodes 275 amino acids.
GUUUGCAGUCCUCACUCGAAUCUAAACCCUUUCUCCUCCUUUUCCAUAUUCUCAGUUCUCUCAGUUUCCAACUUCUCCAUUUCAGAGCUGGUUUUCUCCUGUAGAGCUUCAAAUCUCCCAUCUUCUUUAAUCUUCAUGGGUGGCGUAUCUUCUUAAAGACUUUUGAUUCAAAGAGUUGGUCUUAGUGUUUUGCAAUUAUGGGGGGUUGGCAAAGGCAUAUACAAUCUAUCAUUCGUCAUGCGGGUAAAAAAUUGGAGCAAAGCUGUAGUCCUCCACUCAGUUUACCAAGUGCUCGUAUAAAUGCCGCUUCUACUUUAGGUCAAUUUCGUUAUCUACACAGAACAUCAAACACAUCUCCGACAAACAUUCUCAGGCCUUUUCACCAGUAUUUGCAGCAAUCGGGAAUUUCUUCUUCAAGGAAGUUGCUUUCAGAAGCAUCCUCUGACCAAACGCCUGUAGCAAAUCCACUGUCGUCACCUGUUUUGCAAAUAGGUGACGGGACAACUGAAACCCAAGCCGUGGUCCCUAAACGUGCCAGCGUUCAGGCAGUGUUGAAGGACAUAAAACAGAGUCCCAAAAAGGUUAAUCUGGUGGCUGCAUUGGUUCGUGGAAUGCGAGUGGAAGAUGCUCUAUUGCAACUGCAGCUUACAGUAAAGCGAGCAUCAAAGACUGUUUAUCAGGUUAUACACUCAGCACGUGCCAAUGCAACCCAUAAUCAUGGGUUGGAUAAAGACCGUCUCCUAGUUGCCGAGGCAUUUGUAGGAAAAGGGUUAUUCAAAAAGAGAGUUUCAUAUCACGCAAAGGGAAGAUCUGGAGUGAAAGUACGAGCAGAGUGUAGGUUAACUGUCGUUGUUAGGGAGAUGACCCCUGAAGAAGAGGCUGAGAUAGCCAGACUAAGAGUACACAAUUUCCGCAAGCUCUCCAAGAGGGAGAGGCGAUUGGUUCCACAUAAGCUCAUCGAGACUACCCCUGUAUGGGGACGCAAAAGCAAGCCUAGCAACUCAGAGAAGAGUUCCAUGGCUUGAAGCAGAAUUUUCAAGAAACAAUCUUCUUGCAGAACCAACCACCUUGGUCUAAAUUUGAUGGUAGAGGGGGACAGUUUUGCUUCAAUUUAAGAGAAAGUAGUUUGUUUUUGUACCUAGGGUUUAAAUUAAAAUUAUUCUGCUAGUUGGUUGUGUACUCUUCUGCCGAGUAAGGGUUAUUUCAGAAACAAGUUGCUGGCAGAUCUUAUAUUGGAGUAGUACUGACAUGAAGUAGACAUUUUAGCUUCACAAUUUUAAGAGCAAUAAGUUUUGUAUUUUUGGGGCAUUAAAUUUUCUUCUGGAA